This is a messenger RNA of Drosophila mojavensis, 1051 nucleotides long. RefSeq lists its product as uncharacterized. NCBI's taxonomy places the organism in Eukaryota, Metazoa, Arthropoda, Insecta, Diptera, Drosophilidae. The record is from RefSeq and is a predicted model, not a curated record. Bases 158 to 1051 code for a protein of 297 amino acids. The transcript has 2 exons.
UAUUUCGUUAUUCGAUGUGCUCUAAAUAGGUCGCUAUUGUGUGGAGUCCAAAUUAACCGAUGAAAAUGGCUGGCUCGGGUGGGAUAUACUCAAAUGUCGAAACUGUAUUUUGAAGGCGAAUAAUGAGUCUGAAAUCUUUGGCUUAGAUAGAAAGACUAUGGAAGAACGUGAAAAUAGUGCGGUCAACUUGAAGCAUGAGAAAAUACUAAUGCAAGAGAUAAAAGAACCUAUGAUUCCUAACUUCAACGAUUUUUUGAUGCCAAGACCAAUUUCAUUAAAUGUGGGGGCACCUAAAAAGUCCAUUCCUAAUACAAUUGAAUCGCAGCAAAAUGUUCAGAAUAUGGAAAUUUUGGCUGUUACUAAGGGUGGGCUUGACAGUUUACCGAUUUCAUGUCGAGGCACUGCUUUAUCCGUUACGAAGGAUACUAAUGUGAAUUGGGAUGCCACCCAAGGUGGACGUAUGAUUUUACCAUUGCGUCGUGGUGGCUGCUCUCAAGUCACAGUCUCCCCAAAGUCCAAAGUGAAGGAUACUGAAUUGUUGCCAACUCCUUUCAGCGAUAUGCGCAAUCUUCAGUUAGCUAGCCGAAGACGAAUGCUUGAGGAUUUGGGUUACCAAAUCGCUCCUUAUACAAGAAGAAUUUUAAAUUCUUUGGAAAAUCCAUCGGCUACUCCAAAAAGGAUGGUAAGUCAUUUGGGAAAUCCAAUGGCCACACCUCGUUGGAAAGUGAACGACAGCCUACAGAUUUCGUGUAGUUCGACCCUCGUCAGUGAACUACCUGAGUGGUAUGCAACAGUUCAGGUUGGUGAUUUGAUAUAUGACCGGUAUUUUAUAUUGAGAAACAUAGCAGUCAGUCGUCUGUCAUCCGUUUGGCUUUGCUGGGACAUGGAGCUGGCGCUUUCAGUGGUCAUAAAAAUGUCGGAUACUACUUGCAUGAGCGUCGAAUUGAUUAACGGCGAGAUGAAUACAAUUAAAUCACUACAUGAUUAUAACUACAUUGAUGAACGACGUGAGUGUGUCGUUAAACUUUUGGGCGGCUUUAAACUAAACUAA